AGAAACAUUGUAUUGUUCACAAAGAUCUUGUCCUACUUCCAUCUUCCACAUCUCAAGCAGUACCAACUCAUCAAACAAGAUGUCACUCAGCUUGAAAAUAGAGGAUUUGUAGUACAUGCAUGCCCAAUUGACAAGUCUUGGGACGAGUUUGAACUGAAAAACAAAAUAUAUCAAUGGUUUCCUAUCCUAGAAGAAAAUAAUAUUGAUAUUGACUUUGUCAAAUCUUGCUAUGGUCAAAUUGUCACUCCAAAACUGGCAGGAGGUGUUCAAUUCACUUCUGCUCGAGUUUUAAGCCUUUCCGGACAAGGAAGUAUUUAUAUAAGACCAAAAGAGGAUCUUCCCGAUGAUGAUGAAGGUACAUUUAGUCCAGGAACAGAAACAUUUUCUGAAACAUCUUUGGAUAUGCCAAGCUUUUUAGGUUCCAGUCAAGAGCAAGUUUUCAAUAACAAUGAGCCAUGCUCUUCGUCUAUAACAAGUAAUAAAGGGAGUGAAGCUACCUUACGAGAAAUGUUUCCAAACAAGGAUGAUGAUGUGUUACGUCAUGCUUUAGAAGUAAGUGGGACUGUAGAUAGAGCAGCUUUGGCACUUUCUGCAAACAGCAACGAGCAAUUAUUAUCAAUUAAUGAAGAUACUGAUGAUGAAGUUCUUAUUCAAGGUCUCUUCUUUGUCUGAAGAGGCGACAUUAAAUUCUAUACUUGAAGAUCUUUCAAAAUAACUAUGUAAAGAAAAAGAAAAAUUAAAAGUUGAGGA
This is a messenger RNA of Xenia sp. Carnegie-2017, 750 nucleotides long. RefSeq lists its product as uncharacterized. The record is from RefSeq and is a predicted model, not a curated record. The annotation marks the transcript as partial. The transcript has a single exon. Lineage: Eukaryota; Metazoa; Cnidaria; Anthozoa; Malacalcyonacea; Xeniidae.